Molecule: messenger RNA, 2422 nt
Organism: Camarhynchus parvulus
Lineage: Eukaryota; Metazoa; Chordata; Aves; Passeriformes; Thraupidae
Gene: MCMBP
Product: minichromosome maintenance complex binding protein
Exons: 16
Coding region: 477-2171 (564 amino acids)
Biological process (GO): DNA-templated DNA replication
Molecular function (GO): chromatin binding
Source: RefSeq, a predicted model, not a curated record
CGUGAGGCACCACCAGGGACACCCGGCUCGGGCAUCCCAGCGCCGGCUCCAGCCCACACGGACCAGCCCCCCCGGCCCGCAGCCCCCCCUGGAGCCCCGGUUCGGCUCUGGGGACUCCGCCGUCCCCACCGCCCCUUCCCGAGGGUGGCGGGACCCGGCGGGACCCCGCACAUCCCCAGCGCUCCCGGCUGCCCUCCCUCCCGCUCUCCCUCUCUCCGUACCGGCGGGCAGCAGCGCGGGGCCGGGCGGCGCGGCCGGCGCUUGGCUGACGGGGAUGAAGGGCACGUUGAAGCUGAACUCGGUGGCGGAGGAGGAGAAGAGCAGCCCAAAAUGCUCCAAACUCUGACUGGCAGAAGAAGGUAACUGAAUACUUCAAGGAGAAAUUAAAAGAAAAUAAUGCUACUAACUGGGUCCCAUCACUGAAUGAUGUUCCUGUACAUUACCUAAAACCCAACAGCUUAGUGAAAUUUCGCUGCAUGGUCCAAGAUAUGUUUGAUCCUGAGUUUUACAUGGGAGUCUAUGAAACAGUUGACCCAAACACAAAUGCGCGUGUUUUGCAUUUUGGUAAAUACAGAGACGUGGCAGAAUGUGGGCCUCAGCAGGAAAUUGAUUUGAACUCCCCACAAACAGUCACCUCAGAGAGACAGACUUUCUACUGUGUUCCAGUGCCUGGUGAAUCAGCAUGGGUGAAGGAAGCCUACAUCAGUGCCAGCCAGGCCCGAGUGAGCCCCUCCACCUCCUACACCCCCAGCCGCCACAAGAGGAGCUACGAGGAGGAUGAGGACAUGGACCUGCAUCCCUCCAAACAGAAGGAGCAGCACAUGGGCAGUGGAGGUGAUAUCCAUGGAUGUGUGGAGCCAAAGAGAUUAGAAACAGAAGCCUCUGCAGGUCAUCAUGUCAUUUCUCCCAACUGCUCCCCUCCACUUGACCUAAAUUUUCCCUUGCCAGGAGAGAAGGGACCAGCAUGUCUUGUAAAGAUCUAUGAGAGCUGGGAGAGCUUCAAAGUCAAUGAUGUGCUGGAGGUGUUUGGUGUUCUGUCUGUGGACCCAGUGCUGAGCAUAGUGAACAGUGAAGAGAGGGACAGCUCCAGCCUGGAUCCUAUGGAGUGCAUGGACACCAUGGAGGAGCAGAGGGUGCACAGCCCCCCGGCCUCCUUAGUGCCCAGGAUCCACGUCAUUUUGGCACAGAAGUUGCAACACAUUAACCCCUUGCUGCCUGCCUGCCUUAACGAAGAGGAGAGCAAAACCUUUGUUUCUAAUUUCAUGUCUGAGCUGUCACCAGUGAGAGCAGAGUUGCUGGGGUUCCUCACCCAUGCCCUCUUGGGAGAUAGUUUGGCUGCUGAAUACCUGAUACUGCAUCUCAUUUCUACAGUCUAUGGCAGACGGGAUGUGCUUCCUCUGGGAAAAUUCACCGUCAACCUGAGCGGCUGUCCCCGGAGCAGCGCCUUCACCGAGCACCUGUACCGCCUCAUCCAGCAGCUGGUGCCAGCAUCCUACCACCUGCGGAUGAGCAUCGAGAGCAUGAACCACUCGCGCUUCAUCCCUCACAAGGACUACACGGCCAACCGCCUGGUCAGCGGGCUGCUGCAGCUGGCCAGCAACACCUCCCUGGUCAUAGAUGAGACCCAGCUGGAGCAGGGACAGCUGGACACUGCAGGUGUCCAUAAUGUGACAGCCCUGGGUAACCUGAUCACUUGGCAGAAGGUGGAUUAUGACUUCAAUUACCACCGGAUGGAAUUCCCAUGCAACAUUAAUGUGCUGAUCACUUCCGAGGGCCGCUCGCUCCUGCCGUCAGAUUGCCAAGUCCACUUACAGCCACAGAUAAUUCCUCCAAACAUGGAAGAGUACAUGAGCAGCCUCCUCACUGCAGUGCUGCCCUCCGUGCUGAACAAAUUCCGAAUUUACCUGAGUUUGUUGAGGCUGCUGGACUACAGUAUAUCUGAUGAGGUGACCAAGGCAGUGGAAGAAGACUUUGUGGAAAUGCGCAAGAACAACCCCGAGAGCGUCACGGCCGAUGACCUGCACAAAAUGCUGCUGGUGGCCAGGUUCCUGUCGCUCAGCGCGGGGCAGACGACGCUGUCCAGGGAGAGGUGGCUGAGAGCGAAGCAGCUGGAGGCACUGCGCAAGGCCAGGCUGCAGCAGCAGCAAUGUGUCAAUGGCAAUGAACUUUAACACCUGCUGGAUGUCACCCUGAAAAUGUCUCUAAUCCUAGGUGGAACCCAUACUAAGAUUGGAAUAUUGUUUAUACCAGUUUUUGUAGAUAAUUUAUACCAAAAAGUUAUGGAUAUUUACCCUCGCGGUCUGAACGCACUUGACUCUGUUCAGCCACCUAAACAUAUUUUAUGGAAUUUUUUUGGACCCUGUUUUGUAAUUGAAAAUUGGUAACAUUGAGCAAAUUGUUUGAUAUUAAACUUUAAUACUGA